CUGAGCUCUGGAAGGAGGGAGAGGCAAGGGAGUCGAGAUAGAUAGAAAACGACACAAGAGGCGCAAGGACAGCAAUAUCGUGCUUUAAUGUAUGUUUUAUAACAACUAGACUAGUUCUCUACUCUGUCAACUCAGACCGUCCACGCUACUAGAUACUUAACUUCGUCCGAUCCUGCUUAUUGUCGGCUUUUCUCAUGCGGUCUGGUUUGGAGGGAAAUAAGCCAGAAGAAUGAUCAUGACUCACACACCUUGGAGGUAGAUUGGAUAAUCGUGUGAUCCCUUAAACCCUGCCUUUCGAAUAACCUGCUUGGUCUGAAACUGACACACCCCUGGACCUGACUCAGGAACACUCAUCAACCCUGGUUAAAGUGCAACUGAAACCCCUCCCUUCUUUAACCCUCUGCCCACUGGGAUAAAUGAGUGGACCGGCUGGAGAGGUUAGGGCUGGGUUAUGUACCAGAACCCACACAGAAUGUCCUGGUUUAGCGGCUUCCUAGUGGCCAGAGUGGACGACCGCAAGACCGCGUGGGGGGAGCGCAAUGGGAAGAAGUCCAAGCAGAAGGGAGGCUCGUCCCUCUGCCACCCGCGUUACAUGAGUUGCCUGCGGGACCCGGAUGCAAUGGAGCCCCCCUCCGGAGCCCCCCUCAACCCUCCCCAGCGCGGAGGGGGCGCCGGGACAGCGGGGGGGGGGGGCAACUUCGGUGUGCGCUGCAUCUGGCAGGAGGACCACUACGGCAAACAGGUUGGCGCCUCCGGCGAGGGCGUGGGCCUCAAAUCCGUCGACCUGGCCUUCGAGGACGGGGACCUCAAGGGGAGGAAGGGCGGGGCCGAUGACUGCCUCAACGGGGGAGGGGCGGUGACGGCAGCCGACUGCUGGCUGCGGGUGGUGCGCGUGUUCCAGUCCAAGAAGUUCCAGUCCCACAAGCUGGAGCGUCUGUACCAGCGCUACUUCUUCCGGCUCAACCAGAGCUCCCUCACCAUGCUGAUGGGCGUGCUGGUCAUCGUGUGCGGCGUCAUGCUGACAUUCCACUGCGUCCACGCGGCCCCGGAUGUGGCCUACUCCUCCGCCCUCUCAGUGGCCAUGGCCCUGUUCAUGGCCCUCAUGGUGGUGUGCAACCGGAACGGCUUCCACCAGGACUACAUGUGGAUGGUGAGCUACCUGGUCAUCGGGGUGCUGCUGCUGGUCCAGGUCUUUGGGGUGCUGAUGGUGGCGCCGCGGAGCGCAUCCGAGGGCAUCUGGUGGUCGGUCUUCUUCAUCUAUAUCAUCUACACGCUGCUCCCUGUCCGGAUGAGAGCGGCCGUGCUGAGCGGCGGGGUGCUCUCCACUAUCCACCUGGUCACCACUUGGCAGUUCAACAUGGAAGACGUGUUCCUCUGGAAACAGCUGAGUGCCAACGUGUUGAUCUUCCUCUGUACCAACAUCAUCGGGAUCUGUACCCACUACCCUGCCGAGGUGUCCCAGAGACAGGCCUUUCAGGAGACCAGAGGCUACAUCCAGGCCAGAUUGCACCUGCAGAGAGAGAACCAGCAGCAGGAACGCCUGUUGCUGUCUGUGUUGCCAAGGCAUGUUGCCAUGGAGAUGAAGGCUGACAUCAACGCUAAAAAGGAAGACAUGAUGUUCCAUAAGAUCUACAUCCAAAAACAUGACAAUGUCAGUAUUCUGUUUGCAGACAUCGAGGGCUUCACCAGCUUGGCCUCUCAGUGUACGGCUCAGGAGUUGGUCAUGACACUAAAUGAGCUAUUCGCCCGCUUCGACAAACUAGCAUCGGAGAACCAUUGUCUACGUAUUAAGAUCCUUGGGGACUGCUACUACUGUGUUUCUGGGCUGCCAGAGCCUCGCGCCGACCAUGCCCACUGCUGUGUGGAGAUGGGCGUUGACAUGAUAGAGGCCAUCUCGCUGGUGCGAGAGGUCACAGGGGUCAACGUGAACAUGCGUGUGGGCAUUCACAGCGGCCGUGUACACUGUGGGGUGCUGGGACUCAGGAAGUGGCAAUUUGAUGUGUGGUCAAAUGACGUCACGCUAGCCAACCACAUGGAGGCUGGUGGUAAGGCAGGGAGGAUCCACAUCACCAAGGCAACUCUACAGUAUCUGAAUGGGGACUAUGAGGUGGAACCUGGCUUUGGAGGGGAGAGGAACGCCUAUCUGAAGGAAAACAGCAUCGAGACCUUCCUGGUGCUAGGCUGCAGCCAGAAACGGAAAGACGAGAAGGCCAUGAUGGCCAAGAUGCAGAGGACGCGAUCCAACUCCAAUGAAGGCCUAAUGCCUCGCUGGGUGCCAGACACAAGGUUCUCCAGGACCAAGGAUUCCAAAGUCUUCAGACAGAUGGGAAUUGAUGAGUCUUCCAGCAAAGACAACCGGGGCACCCAGGAGACAAUGAACCCUGAGGAUGAAGUGGAUGAGUUUCUGGGGCGAGCCAUAGAUGCCCGGAGCAUCGACCAGCUGAGAAAAGACCACGUCAAGAAGUUCCUGCUUACCUUCCAGACCUCCAGCCUGGAGAAAAAGUAUUCCAAGAAGGUGGACGAUCGUUUUGGGGGUUAUGUGGCUUGUACUCUACUGGUCUUCUGCUUCAUCUCUUUCAUCCAAAUUGUCAUCUUUCCACACACCCCGGUCAUGCUAGGGAUCUACAUCAGUAUCUUCAUCAUCCUCGCCAACAUCCUCUUCAUCUGUGCCAUAUAUUCCUGCAUUAAGCUGUUUCCGGCUGCGAUGCAAACAGUGUCAAAGAAGAUAGUCCAGUCUCGUACCAACAGCACUCUGGUGGGGGUGUUCACCAUCAUCCUCGUCUUCAUCUCUGCCUUUGUCAACAUGUUUGCCUGUGACACAGAGAGCUUGGUGGAGUGCAUCGCCCGAGAGCUGAACAUGUCUGUUGCCAUGGUGACACCCUGUCUGAUCCGUAACUUGUCCGUGUCGGUUGACGGGGGUCUUGACAUCUGCCCCAGCCAGGGCCUGUCGUGCCCCUUCCCAGAGUACUUCAGCUACAGUGUCUUGCUGACCCUGCUGGCGUGUUCAGUGUUCCUGCAGAUCAGUAGUAUAGGGAAGCUGGCCCUCAUGUUACUAAUCCAGCUCACUUUUCUGCUGCUGAUGGAGUGGCCACAGGUGGCGCUGUUCGACAACGCCGACCUCUUUGUCACCUCCAACGCCCUUGAUUUCAAUGAAACUAUUCAGUGGUCCAGUUUCAAUGAAACUAUGGAUGAGUGCACGUUUGGUGUGACCAAAGUGUCCCUGAGGGUAAUGACCCCUGUGAUCCUCACUGUGUUUGUGCUGGCUCUCUACCUCCACGCCCAGCAGGUGGAAUCCACCUCACGCCUGGACUUCCUCUGGAAACUACAGGCUACAGAGGAGAAGGAGGAGAUGGAGGAGCUUCAGGCCUACAACCGCCGCCUCCUCCACAACAUCCUGCCCAAGGACGUGGCCGCCCACUUCCUGGCACGGGAGCGGAGGAACGACGAGCUCUACUACCAGUCGUGUGAGUGCGUGGCGGUCAUGUUCGCCUCCAUCUCCAACUUCUCUGAGUUCUACGUUGAACUGGAGGCCAACAACGAAGGCGUUGAGUGUCUGCGGCUGCUCAACGAGAUCAUCGCAGACUUUGACGAGAUCAUCAGUGAGGAGAAGUUCCGUCAGCUGGAGAAGAUCAAGACUAUCGGCAGCACCUACAUGGCCGCCUCAGGUCUCAACGACUCCACUUACGACCGCGAGGGCCGCUCCCACAUCACGGCUUUGGCCGACUACGCCAUGAGACUGAGGGAGCAGAUGAAGUACAUCAACGAGCAUUCCUUCAACAACUUCCAGAUGAAGAUUGGUCUGAACAUCGGGCCGGUGGUUGCAGGAGUGAUUGGAGCACGGAAGCCACAGUAUGAUAUCUGGGGAAACACAGUAAACGUGGCCAGUCGCAUGGACAGCACAGGGGUCCCAGACCGCAUUCAGGUGACAACUGAUCUCCACCAGGUGCUUUCAGAUAUAGGAUAUGUUCUGGAGUGUCGCGGUGUCGUUAAAGUCAAGGGCAAAGGGGAAAUGACGACCUACUUCCUGAAUGACGGACCGCCCAAUAGUUAGCAGCCGUGGCAGCUUUAGCUGGGACUAUUCCCAUGGCAAAGACACUGCACCACUAAUGGGGACUCACACCACGAGCUAGCAGCUAACAACUAGCGAUGCCAUCACUUGAAAACCGAGCAAAGAGAAAAGACUUUGAGACUCCAGGACUUGAGAAGGAAAGUGUUCUUGUGGGGCAGACAUGUUUUUGCGCCCCCACACAUGGAAGGAUGAGUAGUUUUCUCAUGUCUAGCCUCUCCCUCAGGCUACUUGAAAGAUGCAAAGUCUGUUUAUUUAAAACAACGCCUUUAGCCUGUGUCAAAAUAAGAAAAAUGCUGUACAUAAGGCUACUUUUUAUUUGACUUCAUUUUGUGUGAUUUUUCUUUGUAAUUAUUUUUGAAAAGAGUUAUGAAACAGGUACUCAUGUUUUAUUUUGGAGUUAUUUAUUUUAAUCUUGAUGUUUUGUGCAAAAAGUCCUUUAUGAAAAGUGUGUUAACAUACAAACACAAAUAUCCAGUUUAUUACACGUUUCUGAUUGUGUAUGUAAAUGCAUAUUUGUAUGCGUAUGCGAAUAUGUGUAUAAAUUAAGAAGGAAAAUAUUGACCAAAGACCAAAGUAUUUACAAAAAACAAGACAAGACAUGUCUGUUAUGUUCUCACGAAAGACUAAAUCUGUUGUACGCAGCAUCCUCAGACUUUUUACUACGGUUCUGGCGAAGGCUAUUUCUCACUACAUGAAAAAUCUGUAAUAACUUUCAUUUUAAGGUCCAGUACAGUUUCAGUGAUAACAUCUGUAGGAUUACUUUGCCCCAUCUCUACAAUAUCUUAUUUGAGAGUAAUGACUUGGAAGUCCGGUACAGAGGAUUUAACAAAAUGAAAGGAUAUGGCAGUUCCACCCAGGUUGUUGGCCUGCUCCUCCCUAACCCAUGUCACAAUAACUCACACUGCAAUGCUCAAUAAGAGCUGAGAGUUUGAGAACCCAAGGUACAGCUUUAUACAUCACCACCAUUAAGGCAUACUGUCGACUGCUCCGCCCCUUUCGAUGAAGUACGUUUUCUGUGCAAGUGGAAAUAAAAGGUUUUCAAACAACAAAAAAGGUCCCAGACCCAUGAAAGAAGAAGUCUGGGAUUAUGAUGCAGUUGUGUUGGACACCCUCCUACCUUUGAAUCGCUAACAAGAUUUAUUUUCUAAAGCAAGAAGGAAGUAUAUAUGUAUACUCUAUAUAUUAUACUUCAACAGAUUAUGACUGAAUACUGUGCUUUAUAAUCUUAAAGGGGCAUAACAAUUUUCACUGUGAGGUUUUUAUGAUACAACAUGAACUGCUUUGUUGCCAAACUUAACCGCUCUAAAGCAUGUCUGAUAUCCUCUUUUCAUUUUUGUUCGUUUUAACAUUGGAUAUUUUGUAUCGCCUCUGUAAUCAUCAUUUGAAUUAUUCUUAUGGUCAUUAUUUUGAUUAAUUCUAAUGCUUAUUAUGAUAAUUCCAUUCCAGGGAUGAGAAAGACCAGAAUGCUUUCUUAUAAAAUGUCAGACGUAAGCUCAAGCUUAUUGGUACCAACUGAUCAACUGCAUCUUUUCCACCACCCUACAGUAUUUCAAACACAGGCCCUAAACUCCAUCACAUACCCAUUAACUGCUGCUUUGGCGUCAGUCUCCAAGCUCUGCCAUGAAUAACGGAAUCAUUUACACACAAAUACGGAUUGUACACAUGUACCUUUCUACUAAGCAAACACUACUGCACGAUCAGGUUGCUGGCUUAUCCCAUGUCUUCUCGGACUACGUGUCCCUGCUCAUAGAAACAGGACACAAUCAGCAGUCUGAGCAGUAUUUCCUAUUCUGCCUUAAUUGAACCAGCCACUGGAGAAUACAGCAGGAACAGGAACGGUGCCUGAUUGCCACAGCUGAGUUUACUUCUGACAGCAUAGAGGAGGAAGAGAGGAAAGGGGAGAGCGACAGCCCAUGAAAGCUAAAAGAAAUCCUUUACUGACCUUAUGAUUGACUGAAAAGAGACUUCACACUGUUCGUUUGACUUCGCAUUCCCUCAUAGGGCCCUCGUCAUCGUUACUCUCGCUACCACACUUAAACUAUGGCAACCGACAGUUGAUCACGUUCGUACCAUAAAGAGCUCCUGCGGCCUUGCGCUAUUGGUCCCUUCCCUUGCUGUGAAGUGUGGCCUUGAGCGUGUGGGACAACCAGGGAACAGUAACGGUCAUGGACUUGAUAAACAACUGAGGUUGUAACUGACAGAGAGAUUCACAGAAGAAGUAGAUCCAUAUAAUGGACGUGGCUAGUAAGGUGAUACACAGUGUGUCCUUUCCAUUUCUAUGGGAUGUCUUUCAGAUUGGACUGGGUGUUGAUUGUUGACUUUUGGGAUGUUUUUAGGGGACACUGAAGGGGAGGAGGGGUCAAGUACUACUGAAAAAGGCCUGAUGAAUCCUACCCUAUUACUUUUUUCUGAGUUCAUUUUCUACCCCCCGAGUUGAAAAGGGACUGUUUUUUUCUGAUAUGAAUGACAAAAAGAGUUGUGGACUAGAAAAAUAACAAUACCCCUUGAAGAAAAAAAUAAAAAGUCAAUGGCU
Esox lucius (northern pike) is the source of this 6602-nucleotide messenger RNA. RefSeq names its product adenylate cyclase type 6. Gene Ontology annotation, biological process: cAMP biosynthetic process; intracellular signal transduction; adenylate cyclase-inhibiting G protein-coupled receptor signaling pathway. The transcript is spliced from 23 exons. Gene Ontology annotation, cellular component: plasma membrane. Lineage: Eukaryota; Metazoa; Chordata; Actinopteri; Esociformes; Esocidae. Gene Ontology annotation, molecular function: adenylate cyclase activity. The coding region runs from base 452 to 4051 and encodes 1199 amino acids. The record is from RefSeq and is a predicted model, not a curated record.